Messenger RNA from Porites lobata, 912 nucleotides. The record is from the annotation of a GenBank genome assembly. Lineage: Eukaryota; Metazoa; Cnidaria; Anthozoa; Scleractinia; Poritidae.
UUUUUUUUCCUUUAUCAGACGUUAGGCACAAAUGGCAUUGACAUGGAAUAUUUUAAAACUGGUGAUCAACAUUACCUGGCUGUCGCAAAUCAUAAUAAUGGAACUUCGUACCGACAGAAUUCAGUUAUUUACCAGUGGAGUCUGAGUCAGGAACAAUUUGUCGUCUUUCAAAUCAUUGAAACAUUUGGAGCACACAGCUUUGAAUUCUUCGAAAUAACAAAUGAGCGGUUUCUUGCCAUUUCAAAUUCUCCUGAUGACUCCUCCUUCAGUAUCAACUCAUCCAUCUACAAAUGGAACAGUAAUAAAUUUGAAAAGAUUCAAGACAUAGCAACCGAGGGGACUGUUGAUACUGAGACCUUUGUAAUCAGCAAUGAAACUUUCAUUGCUUUUGCAAACCAUUAUACCCUACAAAAGCGAGAAUUAGUUCAGUCAGCUGUGUUCAAGUGGUCAGGGCAGCAAUUUGUCAAACUGCAGUCUUUCCAGACAUAUGGCGCCCUAGAUGUGAAGUCAUUCAGUGACAACGGUUCUACUUUUCUCGCGUUUGCAAACCAUAGAAGUGCCAGUGGGCAACGCAAUAUCAAUUCUCCAAUUUACAAGUGGAAUGGCAGUCAUUUUGUUCUAUUUCAGUCGAUUCCUACUCGUGGAGCAGCCGGCUUACAUCCUUUUAUGAUGUGCAGUCAACGUUUUCUGGGUGUGGCUAGUUUUUAUGAUGACGACAACAGGUACAACACCAUGUCAGUGGUAUAUCGAGUUUCUCAGGAACAGUUCAUUGAAUAUCAAGAAAUUCCAACCCAGGGAGCUUUUCGUAUGACGUCAUUUCAAUACAAAGGCCAUACUUACCUAGCAGUUGCAAAUCGUAAAACUAAUUCUAACGAGCACAAUAUCAACAGUGCGCUGUAUAAGUGGGCCUAA